This is a messenger RNA of Gambusia affinis (western mosquitofish), 2810 nucleotides long. RefSeq lists its product as uncharacterized. NCBI's taxonomy places the organism in Eukaryota, Metazoa, Chordata, Actinopteri, Cyprinodontiformes, Poeciliidae. The record is from RefSeq and is a predicted model, not a curated record. The transcript has 6 exons. Bases 245 to 1606 code for a protein of 453 amino acids.
AGAGUUACCCGCGUUUUGCUGCACAACUAAAAGCGUUUAAAACUAUUUUAUCCUCCGUUUAUCUCUCUUAAAGACCGUCGCUGAUCUUUUCUCUUCAUCUUCGAUUUUUAAGUUUGUCUCGUUUUUACUUCAUUUCUUCACUUUUUAGUGAAUGAUUCAACUCUGCAGAAAAGUCCCAUUGCAAAGCACAUCAACUUCUUAGCUACAGGAUUUAAAACCACAAGAGCUGUUUGCCCCCAACAUCAUGAUGAAGACUUCAGCCAAAAGAAAGCGAACAAAAAACAAAACGGACAACAAGACCGAUUGUGACAAAGAAAAUGUCAGUCCAGAUGAAGCCUCCAGUCCACCUAAGAAGAAACGGAGCCCAUUUCCAGGCGUCCAGAGUCAGACAAAGAUUCCUCUGGGAACCAACAACACCAAUAGCAGCAGGUGUCUGCUGGACAAUCCUCGACCACGUCCAGUGAACCCCGGUGUUAACAAGAUGGAGAGGAUGAUAGAAGAGGGUUUGAAACGAGACCUGAAUGAACAACUAUCUGAAAAAAGACCAGAGUCUGCCUCUCCAUCCAGAAAUAGGGUUGACAUGCAUUUUCCAAAAACAUAUAAAGCACGUUCUCCAACAAAUAAACAAGAAAAGAACAAUGUAGAGAAUGAGAGGGGAAGAGUGAAGGCAGAUGAGCCACCAGGCUGCCAGUCCGAAGCCAUGGAUAUCUCUGAACUUCCAGCUGAUUGUAAACUGGAAGCACCAAACCUGAGUGACGAAGAGUUUCUACGUCUGCUGAAAGAAAUAGAGGUAUCUGUUUGCAAAAUUGUUGUGCUUGGUGUUUCCCAGGGAACAGCAGUUUCCCAAGGAACAGGCUUUGUGUGGUGUGGCAGACUCAUCUUGACAAGUGCACAUCUGUUCAGAGGUUGUCUGGAUGGAAGAAAGUUGGUGGAUAACAUAAAAGUUUCUGUUGAUUUUGAACUAGAAACUGUGAACCCGUUGUACACUGUGGAGGAAAUAUUUCUUGACAUUGAUGAAGAGCUGGAUUACGCCGUAUUUGAGCUCAUACCUGAGGACCCAACAGCAGAGAAGGUAAAGUUUCCACCAGGACUCCUUAAGAGACUCGGUCCAGUGCUGAAGAGCGGUGGAGUCAGUCUUAUUGGGUUCCCUGCAGGGAGAGAGAAGACCAUCAGACGCACAACUAUUGUCGAGGCAGAAAACAGGGAGCAAGUUGUGAAAAAUCUUUUAGAUAAAUACUAUAAAUACAUUUUCACCCAGACGUCAAUCAAACAAAUAAUCACGAAUCAAGGCAUUGGUAGCAUAAUGAAAAACGGGAAAAGAGAAGAACAGGUCAUAACCUACCAUUGUCCCAUGUAUGAUGGAACAUCUGGUUCUCCAGUUAUUGAUGGACGUGGCCAAGUUAUUGCGCUGCACACUGGAGGGUAUGACUACGGGUUUACAGAGUUUAAAAACCAUGUCAUCGAGUUUGCCAUCUCUUUGCCCACAAUAUUUAAAAAGUUUGUGAGCAAUCUAAGGAAAAGAGGAGAAAAGGAGCAGCUGGAAAGAAUUAGGGAGGAAGUAUCGGAUAAUGAUUACGUUACAAGGUUGAUGUUCAGUCCUGAGUAGGAGUAGAAAGGUCUAGUUGUAUGAGAUCUCAUAUCAAACAUCACAAUAUUUCUUAUUGAGGCGACUCCUAUCUCAUGAUCUCAUGAGGUGCCUUUAUGAUCUAAAGGUCUAAAAAUCUGCCACUGUCCUCUUUAGAGGGCCAGUUCAUACCAAUCAUGUCUGAAAUAGGGGCGUGCUGUGGUGGCGUAGGGGACAUUGCGACCCACAUUUAGAGGCCUUCAGUCCUCAAUGCGGCCGUCACGGAUUCGAUUCCUGGACCCGGCAACAUUUGCCGUAUGUCUUCCCCCCUUUCCUGUCAGCCUGCUGUCAUAUAAGGGACACUAGAGCCACAAAAGACCCCCUGGUGGGGAAAAAAAAAGUCUGAAAUAUUCACCAGUGACUUUUCAUCCAUCCCUCAAAAAAUCAAUAUUGACCAAAAUCAGAAUCACCGAGUUAGGCUUUUUUUUUUUUUCUUUAAAGAGUUGUGGUUGAUAAUCAGCCAGAAAACUGCAAUCAGUGUGUCCCCAAUAAUGAUGCUUUUUUUACAGAGGAAAAAAUCUACAGAUAUUAUGUAAAACAUUCAAUCUGAUAAAAGCUUUUAAAGUAUUUGGUAAUUAUCUACAGCCUGCCUGUCAGUGAGUCUUAAUAACAACGAGAAACAUCCAACAAUCAUUCAUUCUCCAGUAGAAACAUUUGGUUUGGUUUCCAACAGGAUCAUCAGUAAAGAGAGGAACAUAUCAGGUCAAUAAAAUUAUGACUCAUCAGUUUUCUGUACUUUGAAUUGGUUUUCUAUUAUUUUUAAUCUUCACUUGAUGCAGAGCUGCUCACUGCUCCAAACAGGGAGGCAGUUUUAUGUUCAGGACUAGAAUAACUUAUUCAUGAAAUUAAAAUGGCUUCUUUCCAUUUUUGUUUAUACUUUCAGUUUGUUUUAUUUAUUUGUUUUAUUUAUUUUUUUAUUUUAUUGUUUUAUUUUACACCAUUUUAUUCAGCGUUUCUUCAGUUUCUACAAUUGUUAAACUUUGAUUGUUUUAUUUUUGAACAUUUCAAACAUUCACUGGUUUCAUGUCAGUUUCUGUGUUGAGUUCCUAUAAAAUGAUUUUCUCUGUUCCUACUGAUAUUCUGUCAUUAUUUGGUUUCUGUGAUAAAAACACUUUAAGAUCCAAUCUGCUGCAGAGGAUCAAAUUAUUCAUAUUUUCACGUUUCAAAUAUUUAGAAGUUAAUUUCU